AUGGAUGCAGAGAAUCAAUAUCUAGACAGCCACCCACUGACGUUAGCUCAGCCUGAAACUGGCAUGCAGCGCGUAGCUCGAAUGGCGGGAGAAUUGCGUCGAAGCAAACGUCAAGCGCGCGAACUUGCAAGAGCUGCAGAUCCUGAUCACCAAGCUCGGAUCCUCGCAAAGCGCGCUCAGAGCUUCGACCCGGAGCGUCAACGCAUUAAGGAGGCCCGUAAAGCCCGCCAGCGUGAAAGAGCAAAGGAUCCCCAGCGCGCGAAAAGUAAGGCUAUGAAAAAGGUCUACCGCAGCGAAGCAAAAGAAGCGCCCAAGAAUCGCAUACGAGUUUCAUGA
Molecule: messenger RNA, 336 nt
Organism: Mytilinidion resinicola
Lineage: Eukaryota; Fungi; Ascomycota; Dothideomycetes; Mytilinidiales; Mytilinidiaceae
Exons: 1
Coding region: 1-336 (111 amino acids)
Source: RefSeq, a predicted model, not a curated record